CGUUCAAUCGAAAUCGUAUCCUUCAGUUUCAUUUUUUCAUUGCAGUGUUGCAGUUGAUGUUUGUAGGCUGUUCGGAUUGGGACUGGCAAUUCGCUAUUUCCUUCGUUCUGUAAAAAAUUGAUUCUGAUACGGCUUGAAGUGAUGUGUGAAAUGAUGAUAGGUGUAAAGAUGAUAAGAUUUAGGGCUCUGAAUUUGAAUUAUUAACAUUUGAAAUUAGUUUAUAUCCAUGCCAGUAAUAUGCCAACUAAAACAUCCAAGAAGGUUGUUGGUAUGAUAAUUCGCAGCAGGAAAACAAUUUUAAAAGACAGUGUUAUGACUAAUUCUGGUGUGGGGGAACCCAGUGUUUAUCAUGCUUUAAUCGUCAUAUUUUUGGAAUUUUUCGCAUGGGGCCUCCUAACUAUGCCCAUUAUACAGACACUAAACGACACAUUUCCGGACCACACAUUACUUAUGAAUGGCUUGAUCAUGGGAAUAAAGGGACUUUUGUCCUUCCUCAGCGCCCCUCUGAUAGGAGCAUUGUCCGACGUAUGGGGUCGCAAGUUCUUUCUCCUGAUUACAGUAUUCUUCACAUGUGCACCAAUACCACUCAUGACUAUCAACACAUGGUGGUUUUUUGCUAUGAUUAGCAUAUCUGGUGUAUUUGCAGUCACUUUCUCUGUGGUAUUUGCUUAUGUUGCUGACGUCACUGAAGAACACGAAAGGAGUCUCGCUUAUGGGCUGGUCUCUGCUACAUUCGCAGCCAGUAUGGUGUUUUCGCCAGCUCUUGGAGCCUACCUCAUGGAAGCAUACAGCGAGAAUUUCGUCGUAGCGCUAUCUACUGCUAUUGCAUUGCUCGAUGUCUUCUUACCAGAGGCAGGCCAGUAUUCCUGUAUAUUUGUUUACCUGAAACUAGUGAUGGGCUUUAGUGUAUUUAUGGUGGCGGUGUUCAUAGCCGUGGUUGGUGUACUGUCGGUGUGCGCCCAACUCAUUCUGGGCUUCCUAAUGAGAACGCUGGGAGGCAAGAACACCAUUAUAGUCGGACUGCUGUUCGAAAUGCUGCAGCUUAUGUGGUACGGCUUCGGCUCUCAAACCUGGAUGAUGUGGGCUGCUGGCAUCCUCGCAUCAGUUUCCAGUAUUACAUAUCCAGCUAUCAGCGCAUUUGUUUCAAUGCAUUCUGAUGCAGAUAAACAAGGCCUUGUACAAGGCAUGGUUACCGGCAUGCGUGGCCUGUGCAACGGUCUUGGCCCCGCCAUGUUUGGUGUGAUAUUCUACCUAUUCCAUGUUGAUCUCAACGAGGAUAACCACUCCAGAAAAGAUACUGGAGAAAAUGUUACCGCUGCUCUUCAAGAUAAUAUACCACAGGAGCCUGACUGGGGUGUAGUAAGACAGCUUAUACCUGGACCACCGUUUGUGUUUGGGGCUUUGCUAGUGAUAUGUGCUCUACUUGUCGCCGCAUUCAUACCUGAUGGAGUGUCCGUGGGAUCGAAUCUGCGAACAAGCACUAGACGGCAAUCAGGUCUGUCAAUGGAAAUCCAUUACGAAAUGGAAAGAAACAAGAAGCAUGAUGGAAUGAGUCCUCUCUCGCCAUUAGUUGAAAACAUGGCACUGCUUUGAGUAAAUCGCUGCUGAUCAUCUACUUUCUCGCUGAGUCAUUUCUGUGAAAGACAAAUUUUUGUGAAGCCUCCAUUGUUUUCGACUGUCUGAGAGUUAUGCUAAGACUGCUUUUUAAUUGUAGCGACAGAAAAUUCUAUUGUCAUGUAAUAAACUUUUGUAAAACGUUGCAGUUCUGAGGAGAAUGGUAUAAUGAUUGUUACGGAAAACCAAAUUAUAUAGGAAACGAUUAGUCGACUAAUCACGUGUAAUGUACUGAUCGCUUAUAAACCAAAGCCAUUUCUCAUUUCCUAGCCUGAAAUUUGUUUUUUGUACCAAUCAUUGAUAAUAGUAGUAUACUAUUUAUUGUUGUUGUAAGUGUAAGUUCUAAUUGUAAUUACUUACAAUCAUUGUGAUAACGUUCUAGAUGUAAACUAAUUGCAAAAUAAUGAUAAGUUCUUCUGUGACCAUGGCAAACCCGUUGAAGAACGCUAAGCUUCGUUCAUUGUUAUUAAGAGGAUAUUGAGGUUUAGGUAACUUCAGGGAAAAUUAGAUUCAAUAAAUAAUCUGCUGCUGAAAGGCAGAAUGCAAAUUUCAGAAUUGGAAUAUUAUUAGUAUUUUUUAUGUGAAUUCAUGAAGAUGACUACUUAAUAACAUAUUUCAAAACUUGGAGAUUACCGUAAUCCAAAAUAUUACGCCAACGAAUUUUUCAAUGCAAUAAGUAUUUAAUUAAAAUAAUUUUCUAUUGUGAUAAAAAUUCUAAUGUUGCCUUUUGGUUUUGGUUACUAUAAAUAACUAAACUUCAAAUCUUUUUCAAUUUUUCCAAGUUUUAAUUUAAAGAACGUUCAUCAUUUCCACUUUCAUCACCAUCAACUGUUCACGAACAAAAUACAAUUUGUAGGUGAAAGAACAAAAUCUAUCCAAUGAAACACAUUUAAUAAAAAUGAAAUCUAUAAAUAUGUGAAAAAUAUUAAAUCUAUUCUAAUCCAAUCCUUACAAAUGUCUCUUGCAUAAAUCUAAUUUGAAAAUCAGGUGGAAUGAUGAAGAAACAGAUUUCUUGCGUAAUUUAAUUUAUGGAGAAUGAAUCCUAAUCUUAAGAAAACAGUGAUUAUUCAGAUUAUUUGGCAAGGUAGUGUUGAAUGUUCUUGAAAUACUUUUUCUAUAAAUCACUUUUAUAAAAUCGGUUUUCAAGUAUAUCGAUUUAAGUAACUUUUGACUAGGUAUCAAAAAUAGAAUUUUGUAGUACUUCAAUUGAAGAGAACUACUUACAUUGUAUCAAGAUUUUUUUAAAUUGUAAAUUUAUCAUCAAGUAAACUUAGAGCUUGUGCUCGAUUAAAAAGUGUGCUAAUCGUAUAUAAAUGUAGUCAUACUUUUCUUAUUCAUACACAUUCCAUCUCGUUCCCAUGUAUUUUCAAGGUACUUACUCUAAGGAGAAACGGCUUCUUUGUAUAAUUUUAAAGUUGAUUCGUUGGAUAAUAAAAUUACAUACCGGAUUAUUGAAUUGUUGAUACAGUGAUGAGAGAGGUCGGUUGUUUGAAAUGUUUCAAGUAAAUUAUAUAAUAGAUAGUUUAUGUAAUUUAAUUACAAAUUUCUCGUUUUUCAACUAAACUAGUUAGUAACUAACGUAAUUGCCCUGUACAUUUUGUGAUCUCAUUCAGAUCUAGGUGGGAAUAUGUGUCUAGAUUAUUGUUGUCUGUUGAUAAGAAAGCUAUCUUUAUUUCUAAUUCUGUUUUUUUUUCAUCUUUUCUGGUGUAGAAUCAUUUCUUUUUCCACAAAGUGUAUAACCCCAAUUGACAUGAAAAACGUGCUAAUGCUCUAUUUUUUCUAAAAACAAAUUGCAUCCGCUAGUUUUUUGGAAGAACCUCGAAAUCUAUCUCAGUGGACUCAUACAAGUGUUCAGUUAUUCAAUGAAAAUGUAAUAAAAUGCAUAAAACUCUUGCCUUCAAUAUUAUUAUUGAUGGAGGAAUUUAUUAUUUCAAUAUUUCCAAUACCAGGAUGAAUUAUGAGACAUGCCUGAUUUCUCGGUCGUUCAAUAAACAACGCUAUUAUAGCUAUUGAUUCAAUGUAUUGAUUUUAUGUAUUCAAUAAAUUUUUAUUGGUUUCUUGAACACAUUUAUAGAAUCCACAGCUAUGUAACGAUUCAUCUGUUCAAUGAAUCUGGCAAAAUGGCAUGAUCCCAAACCUGCCACUUUCGUAAACAAACUUAUGAUAAGUUUGAUGUUAUGGUAACGAUAAACGACAACCAAAUCUUGGUUGUUUAUUCCAUGCUGAUUGUUGUAAGGUAGGUUAUUUCCUACGGUAAUGACAUCUUUUGGCUGAUCUCUCCAAAAAAAGAAAUGACUGAAACCAUAUAAGGGCUUGCAAUGCUAAAAAUAGUGCAACUUUGUAUCUGUUUAAUUUUUCAAAUACUGGUGACCUACACUUAAUUUUUCGAUUGCAACUAAAAAUUUGAUUCAUUCCAAAAAUUUAGAUUUCGGCAUUAUAGUUUAUAAAGAGAUUUAUGGAUUCAAUAAAGUUAUUGAAUGGAUAAGUUAAACAGUUUAUGGAACGACUGAGAAACCGGGCUAAAGUCUCAUUGUCUUCGAAUGAUUGAUUGCAUUAAAUGUGAAUAAAUUUGAAAGCAUUAAAAGUAUUUCUAAAUCGUCGUUACAUAACUGUAACUGUAAAAUGUUCAACUGGUUGGUUGUUGAAUGAAAAAUACUUUAUAUUGUCAACAAUUUUUUUGCUAAAAGUUGAUUUCAAUCCUUCAAAAGCUAGAAUAAUUAAAAAAAUGACUAUUGCUCCAAGAUUUCUAGAUGUUUUACUCUAUCGAAUAAUAUAUUAUUGAUUAUAAUAUUUGUUUACUGUACUUUGAACAUCCUGGUCCAUGGAAUAAGAAAGCAUGGAACUGCCUUCUGUCUCUUCCUUCGAUUAUUUCUUCCAUUUUCCAGUUUCAUUUCCAACAUUUAAAAGCAAGGUUUUACUGAUAUGUUUCAUCUGACUCAAAUUCGAAGUAAUGUUUGUUUUACUGUUCUAGAGUUGAUUAAAAUAGGAAAUUCAGUUUUCUAAAUCACUAGCCUGUUUUAUAAACAUUCAAGACUCGAAAUUAAGGUAAACUCUAAACAUAACAAAUGAUAAUAAUUUACUUCGCAGUACUAUAUCCAUUUGGAGUAAAAGGAACGCUAUCCUAUUUUAGCCAUAAAUAAUUUUAUUUUCUAUAAGUUCAAUAUUAUUGUAUAUUCAUUUAUUUAUUUUCAGUGAGCAGCACUUUCCUUUAUCACUUCUAUAUAGCUUUAAAUUACACCUUUUAAUAAUAAACAUCACUUGCAUGAAUUAUCCUAAUGACUAUUUUUAUUUAUUUCAUCAAAACUAAAAUCACUUAAAAUUAUUGGGAGAAAUCAAUGGGUAAUAUGUUCAAUAAACUACGAUUUCCUCAUCAUCACUGGCAUGAAUUUACUUAUACUACUGAAUAGCUAUUUAUCAUCUGUAUCAUCUCCUUUUCAACUUAUUAAGAAAACAUUCAUCUUUAAUUUUCUAAGAGUAAAGACUCAAUUUUUUUCUAUUAUUAUAUUACAAUUGCUGUUCUUAAUAUUCCUCCUGAUAAUUCAACAUUAUUAUUAUGUUUUUCUAUUUUUAACAUCCCAUUGUUUAAACUCUGGAUUCUGAGACACUCAGGAACGAAUAAGUUUGUGUAUUUCUAACUCUAUAAUGUAAAGAAUUCCAAUAUAACUUAUGAUCAUCUUAUAAUAUUGAAUGAUAUCAGCAUAUAGGAAGCAUCCGCGAGUAUGCUUUAUAAUAUUCUCAAGUUUCCCUCGAAAGAAUUUCAGAGAGCAAUUUUUCAGUUAAAAAUUGUUCUUCAUACAAAUAUGUGUCUUUUUUCAUUGAACAGUUUGUUGAAUGUUAUAAAGCGAAUAUUGUAUUAUAAAUCUCUUGUGAAUCUAGUCCCUCCAUUGUUCAAAUUGAAAGCUAUCUCUGUAUUUAUAUAUAUAAGCCUUACUCUAAUUUCUAUACUCAUCCAUAUUUCAUCCAGUUCUAGGCUAUAUUUUUAGAUAAUCAAUUGUUAUCUUUGAUAAUAUUGAAGAAUCUUGUUUUCUGUUUGCAUAAGAGUGAAAUGUUUACGCUAUUAAGUUGUACAAAUAAAAUUUGAACUUAU
Molecule: messenger RNA, 5701 nt
Organism: Nilaparvata lugens (brown planthopper)
Lineage: Eukaryota; Metazoa; Arthropoda; Insecta; Hemiptera; Delphacidae
Product: hippocampus abundant transcript 1 protein
Biological process (GO): transmembrane transport
Cellular component (GO): membrane
Molecular function (GO): transmembrane transporter activity
Source: RefSeq, a predicted model, not a curated record